Messenger RNA from Arachis stenosperma, 1472 nucleotides. Its product is annotated as WAT1-related protein At1g68170-like. The coding region runs from base 167 to 1324 and encodes 385 amino acids. NCBI's taxonomy places the organism in Eukaryota, Viridiplantae, Streptophyta, Magnoliopsida, Fabales, Fabaceae. Gene Ontology annotation, molecular function: transmembrane transporter activity. The transcript has 5 exons. Gene Ontology annotation, cellular component: plasma membrane. The record is from RefSeq and is a predicted model, not a curated record.
GAAAGAGCACUUACCUUGCAUUGCCCAUAAAUACCGACUCUCCACUCUAUAAUAUGCCACUGCCCCACAACCACACUCCACACUCUACACUCUUCACUCCUCAUCACCCAAUCAACUAAUUAAUGUAUAUGCAUAUCUCUGUUUAAUUAUAUUGAGGCUGAAGAACAUGUGGAAGGUGGUGGAAGUGGUGAAGCCGGUGGUGUUGAUGGUGAUUGUGCAGAUAGCAAAUGCAUGGGUCAAUGUUCUCUACAAGCUUGCUGUCAAUGAUGGCAUGAGCCUCAGAGUAGUUGUUGCCUACCGUUAUAUCUUCGCUACUGCUUUCAUUGCUCCUCUUGCUUAUAUUCUCGAGAGGAAGACAAGGACAAAGAUGACUUGGACCAUUCUCUUUCAGUCAUUCUUGUGCGGUUUAUUUGGGGGAGCAUUGCCACAGAACUUACAAAUGGAAGCGCUUGCUUUAACUUCUGUAACAUUUGCAACCGCCAUAUCCAACCUAGUUCCGGCCAUCACCUUCAUCUUGUCCCUUUCCUUCGGAAUGGAGAGAUUGAAUUUGAAAAAAGCAGCAGGGAAGGCAAAGAUAAUAGGAACAAUGACUGGAAUUGGCGGGGCAAUGUUGAUGACAUUCUAUAGAGGCGUGGAAGUUAAGAUGCUAUCGUUCCACAUUAAUCUCUUCAAUCAGCGAAAUGGCGGCGGUGCCGUACACUCGUCACGUGGUGGCGGAGGGUUGUUCUUGCUGGGUGCUGUGUCGUCGUUCUCCAGCAACGCGUCUUAUGCGUUAUGGCUGAUCAUUCAGGCGAAGAUGAGUAGAGCAUAUCCGUAUCCAUAUUCAAGCACUGCACUCAUGUGUGUAAUGGGAGCAAUUCUUUCUGUUACCUUCACAUUUUGUGUUGAGAGGGAUUUGACUCAGUGGAAGUUGGGUUGGAAUGUCAGGCUACUCACUGUAGCUUACGCGGGUAUAGUGGUUUCAGGAGUGAUGGUGGCUGUGAUAUCGUGGUGCGUACGGAUGAGAGGUCCCUUGUUUGUCUCUGUUUUUAGUCCUCUCAUGCUAGUGGUUGUUGCCUUUGCUGGAUCCACUAUUCUUGAUGAGAAAUUAUAUCUUGGAAGCAUAAUUGGAUCGUUGUUGAUUGUGUGCGGCUUAUACCUGGUUCUAUGGGGUAAAAGCAAAGAGAAGGUGAAGAAUCAAUUAGUGCCAUCAAAAUGCGACAAACUUGAAAUAGUGGUCAAACCUCAAGUACAUGGCAUCCAUGGAGAUGAUCAAGAUCAAGAUUCAUUCAAAAAAGGAGGUGACAUGCACCACAAUAGAGAAAAAGGAGGAGAACAACAUUAAAUAACUAAUUAAUGGAUUCUUAAUUAUGUGCCUAACAUAGCACCCCCAAAUUAAGGCAUUAUGUAUAACUUUUACAGCUUCUGCACAUAGAUGUAUACAUAGUAUUAUAAUGUGCCACUUGAUUAAUUAAUUGCUUUGCCUUCCUUUU